This is a messenger RNA of Chenopodium quinoa (quinoa), 894 nucleotides long. RefSeq lists its product as uncharacterized. The record is from RefSeq and is a predicted model, not a curated record. The transcript has a single exon. Lineage: Eukaryota; Viridiplantae; Streptophyta; Magnoliopsida; Caryophyllales; Amaranthaceae. Bases 1 to 894 code for a protein of 297 amino acids. Gene Ontology annotation, molecular function: catalytic activity.
AUGAUUUACUCUAUCUGGAAUGUCAGGGGCCUGAAUGACCCUGGCAAAGUUGCCUCUGUAAAGAGGUUGCUUCAUUCUCAUUCAGUUGAUGUUAUUGGUCUUCUUAAAACGAAAUUCAAAUCAAAAAAUGUUUUCACUUAUCAAAAGAAGUUUGGCUCUUCUUGGCUUUGGGUGUGCAAUUAUGAUCAUUCUCCUAAAGGGAGGUUUUGUCUUGGUUGGAAUGCAGAUAGAGUAACUGUCAAUGUCUUAAAGAUUCAUGAGCAGUUUAUACAUUGUAGUGUCCUUUCUAAGGAUCUUUCUACUCAAAUUCAUCUCACUGUUAUCUAUGGGCUUCAUUAUAUCCAUGAUAGGCUUCCUAUGUGGGAAGGGAUUAGGAACAUCUCUAUUCAGAAUUCUCCAUGGCUCUGUGCUGGUGACUUUAACUCUCUUCUUCAUACUUUAGACAGACUUCAUGGUACUGAUGUUACUGAUUAUGAGACUAGAGAUUUCAAGAGUUUGGUUGAUGAUUUGGACCUCACUGAGGUCAAGAGCAAAGGAGCCUUCUACUCUUGGUCAAAUAAGGCUCACACUGGUCCUAGAACUCUCUCUAGGAUUGAUAGAGUCUUUGGUAACCAAGCUUGGCUGGCCUCUCAUGGUCAUGUUGAAACUGUCUAUCUUCCCCCUUCUUUAUCUGAUCACAGUCCAGUUCUUUUGGAUAUUUUUCUUGCUCCUGCUAGGAAAGGUAAACCUUUCAGGAUUCUAAGCUGUAUUGCUGAUCAUCUUGAUUUCCUUGAUACUGUUUCUCAUGCUUGGUGUUCUGGUGGUUCUGUCUGGCAGAAGCUUAAUUCUGUGAAUUCUAGUAUCAAGUCUCUUAAUAACAAGCACUUUGGCAAUAUUGCUGAGAAGAUUGAUUAA